AUGAAAGCAACCCCCGGGUUACUGUUCAACUUGACAGACGGCAAGCCGUAUGUGAUUGGCAGCAAGCGGCGACAGCUGGACCACUGGUUACGGUCCACCAAGUUUUUCGUUGGCGAGGACAAGUACUUCGCCAACUUCAUGGUGCAGCUGCCGUUCCUGAUGCCGACCAGCGUGUUGCCAAGAUUCAGAAGCCAUGUGGCGAAUCUGCACAAGGAUAAGGGCGGCAGCUUUGACUCCGAUUUCAAGUGGUUCUCCAAGCAUGGACCUGGGUAUUUGCGGACCCAAAUCACCCACACGACCGUUGGAAAUUAUGUGUGGGCGUAUGCUCAUGAUAAGGUGCACUGGGCCUUGGAAUGGACCAAUCACACAUCGAUUCCUCGUGUUGGCGUGCAUCUUCCCUACACGCAGCCGUUCCGCAUCGCCAUGAAGCACAACGACAACGCACCACGUGUCAUCAAGACGUACAUCCAGGGGGUGGCUCACUGCUCGCAUGAGGCCGUUUGCCAUGCGUUGCCUGCUGGGGAGCUCCCUGGGUGUGACGACGCGAACCCCUUUCCUCAGCAACAGAUAUGGCAGUAUGCCAUGAAUUGGUAUGACUGGCCUGCUGUUAAGAAGAAGAAGGCAAAUGCUACUAUAGUGUAUGAUCAGUACCGGAGUGAGCUGGCGUGCAUGUACUGGAAGGUAGCUCCGGCAGGUGGUGGAGGGGAACCAACCGUGUCCGUCAUUGGUGGGUGGACCCGAUGCAUGGGAGGUAAGACAGGGGGGAAGGGUGGUGGCGGCGAUGAUGGUGGAGGGGGUAGCGGAGUAAUGCCGGUACUAGUGCGUCCAGAGGAGGCAGCACUGGAGGUGGUACUGGGCCUGCGAGCCAGACAAGAGGGGUGCGGGGCCAGUUAA
Messenger RNA from Closterium sp. NIES-65, 894 nucleotides. NCBI's taxonomy places the organism in Eukaryota, Viridiplantae, Streptophyta, Zygnematophyceae, Desmidiales, Closteriaceae. The record is from the annotation of a GenBank genome assembly.